Messenger RNA from Trematosphaeria pertusa, 1824 nucleotides. RefSeq lists its product as uncharacterized. The record is from RefSeq and is a predicted model, not a curated record. The transcript is spliced from 6 exons. The coding region runs from base 1 to 1824 and encodes 607 amino acids. Lineage: Eukaryota; Fungi; Ascomycota; Dothideomycetes; Pleosporales; Trematosphaeriaceae.
AUGUGCGCAGCAUACAGCUUCGCAACCUUCGUCAUCGCUUUUUCCGCCCUCACCUACGCGAGCGGCGCGGUGCAAGUGCAAUACGUCUCAUAUCCAAGGGUGUCGGUCCUACAGACUUUAUCGUCGAGAUUGUCUGCUGACGUUUUGACGAAGCCUGUUACGAUCAAGAUUCGCAAAGGCAAUCCGAUUAUCUUUGAGACCAUCGCUACGUUGACGACUUCUGCUACCGGUAUGACUUUUGUGUGGACAGUCGAUUCUUUCCUACAAAAUGGGGACGACAACUUGCUAGAAAUAUACCAAGAUGCAGUUAACCCGAACUACAGCUCGCUCAUUACGCUCACUAGUGGGACUAAACCCUCAGACACGCCUUCGCCUUCGACACCAAGUCCUUCGCAAACUCCAUCCCCACUGCCCACGUCACGUUGCGGCACCGUUACCUCAGCUUCAGCAGCAGACAUUUCGUCGAUUACUUCUCCUACGACAACGAGCUCAGCAGCAAGCACAUCAACAUCAGGGGGUUUGACAACAGGCGCAGAGGCUGGUAUAGGUGUUGGAGCCUCAAUUGCAGGCUUAGCCUUAGCACUUGGUGCGUUCUUUCUUGGCAUAGCCGUUAGAAAGAAGAACAAGGCAUCGCUCGAUACCGAGUCAGGCAGCGGCAUUGGUAAACCGGAGCUGGAUGGAAAAGAGAUACACAGGCACGAGGUCACUGCCGAACUUGAUGGCGAUUCUGCUGCAGUCCAUGAGCUAAAUAGUUCAAUUGGAACCGAGACGAGACGGAAACCGGAAGAGUUGGUGGAUCAACAACGUCAAGCGGUCCCCGUUGUUGGGAGGAGCGAACUGGAUAGCGCAUCAAAUGAGCGAACCCCUCCCGAACAUGCAGAGCUGAGUGGGGAUGCAGUCAGCGCAGAGAUCGACUCGCGACCUGUAGUUCCUCCGCCGCAGGAUCUUCCCACCACCGAAAAGGAAGGGAGGAGUGCGGUAUCGCCCUUGAAGGAGGGCAUUCCUCCUGAGAUUGACCGACGGAAUACCUAUGAUGACCCCCAAUUGACUCAGAGCCCUUGGGCUCAGGAUACGGCCGAUUCACAGAACCACCCAGUAGAGGACUACGGCAAGGUGGAUGGGGGACCAAAUGUCACCGACGCGUUGACAGCUUUCGGCGUAGAUACGAGGAAGGCGAAUGAGGGAGGGAAGAGCUUUGUUUUCCGCUACAGGCACACCAAGGAGACGAAGCAUGGUGAGGUGACGUAUUUCCCCACAAACGCCCACUUCCACACGAUCGUCAAUGCCGACGACGGCGUACUCAUCGCCUGGUACAAAUACAGCCCCAAAUACAGCCCCAAAUACAAAGGCGCCGAGCAAAACCCUCCCGUCACCGUCCUCCCCAAACUAAAGAACUGGUGCGACAUCGCCUUCCUAGCCUUCAAGCACCACGCCACAACCCGCAAUACCGAUAUCUUCAAGCUCCGCUACAUCUUCAACUAUACUUGGACGGAUAGAGAGGAAAUAGGGCCGGAAACGAAUGAGUAUAAUGCGCUGGUUGCUAGUCAGAAUGGAAGGGGUGCCGCGCUGAUGCUUAGUUCGCAUAAGAAGGCUUCUGGGGAGACGAAGAUGGUGGAGAGUGUGGCGGUUUGGUGUACGUUUACGCAUGGGAUGCCUGAGGUUAAUAUGCUGUUUACGGUCAGUGAGAAGAAUUGGGAAGAAAAGAAGGAUCUAGUGGAGGAGGGUCCGGAUGACGACGGCCCGGAUGACGAAGACCGGCAUGUUGGCGACAAAGUGAGGAGGAGGGUUCAUCGAUCCAAGAUGGUAUCGAGGAACGAGCACUAA